Messenger RNA from Mesorhabditis spiculigera, 3447 nucleotides. The record is from the annotation of a GenBank genome assembly. Lineage: Eukaryota; Metazoa; Nematoda; Chromadorea; Rhabditida; Rhabditidae.
AUGUCGGUAUGUCCACUCGAUGCGACCGGCCCUUUUGCUUCCACUCCAUUUUCCGAGGACGUCGCCGGUUUUAUUGAAGGCAAGGGAGAAGAAAGUGAGCUAGAGACACUUCUAAAGCGUAUGUACCGCGAAGCUGCCACAUCCGAUCGAGAGGAUAUGCGACAUAUUGCAAAAUUUGUGCCGGGUCUCCGACUUCAUGCUGGUCUGAUGGAAUACCUGAACGCUGAACUGAGCCCUGAAGAGCUGAAAAACAUUUCCAAUUCGGACGUGGAGAUCGAGAAGCUUCUGCAGGAAUCCGGGCGGUUGAUGGACGAGAAGAGUGUACAAGCGAUGGCGGAUAGGGUGCGGACGAUCCAGACAUCGAUAUUGAAACCCGGGCAGCAGGCGGAAUUGCAGAAAAGCUAUGAAAUGCUUGAUGGGGCAUACAAGCUGAUGGUUGCGAGCAAUAUGGAUCAACGAAACAUCGAUACGGUCGUCAAAAACUUCUUGCACGCCUUCUUCAAGCUAAGUUCCAAAUCGUUCUACAUUUUUGGUGCGGGGCUCACGGUGAACUCUGGAUACGAUGACGAGGCUAAUGCUCAGAUGCUCUAUACGACCGCAAUUCUUCUUGGUCUCCGUUGUGAUCGCGCGAUACGGUUUGGGACCACCUGGGCCAUCGCUGGGCACGAAAUCUAUCAUUCGAUUUUGACGAGCACGGAGAAAAGGGUGGGCAUCGACGACACGCGGGUGAAAACCAAUCGAGAAUGUUAUAUUGAUCAUAUGCUAAGGGCUCAGGAGCGCUACAGCGAAGAUGAGAACGAUACAAUUCUGAAAUCCGGCAAGGGCACCACGGGCGAAGAUCUGCCCGACUACGAGGGGCUGCAAGCUGCCUAUAAAUUGUUUGAAACAACCGGAGGCUUGGAGGAAACACCGUAUCCCGAUCUGCCAACGAUCACACGGAGCCGAUUAUUUUUCUAUAGCUGGGCCGCGUUCUGGUGUCGGGGCUUAGGGGACCGCAUUACGGGGACAGGAAGUGAGAUACACUCGUUCGGGUACCUAAGGACAAAUGCGCCCCUGUCGCUGCUGAGAUCGUUCCACAAGGCGUUCAACUGCCCCGCGACGAGUCGCAUGGGUCAACUCUAUGUGGGUUGGAUCCUGGCCGCCUUCCGGAAGCAGAGUUUGGUAUGCCCUUUAAACUCAACGGGACCAUUCGCCUUGUCAUAUUCGCUACCACCAGACGUUAUAAACUACAUCGAGGAGUCGACGAAGGUUAGCCCCGCCGAGGCUGCUCUAAUACGAAUGGUGGAGAACCCAAGAUCUGACGAAACGGAUUUUUCUGACCUGCGGGACGCUGCGGCUUUCGUGAACGGCCUGCGUCUGCAUGCAGGAAUGCUGGAGUAUCUACGUCUUGAAUUAACACCGGAGGAGCUACAUAAUAUCUCCAGCUACGCUCCCGUUGUGGAAGAUUUGAUUCGCGUGAUCGUGGGCCAAGUAGAGAAAUCGGGCCGCCUGAUGAACGAAACGAGCUUGCAAAUCAUGCGCGAUCGAGUUCGAACUAUCCAAACAGCUAUUAUCAAACCUGAACAACUAGACCAAAUUCAAGAUGCCUACAAACGAUUUGACGAGGCAUACUGCCGAAUCAUGGAAAAGACUAGGUGUCUCGAAGAUGCCGACUUUAUCCUUAAACAAUUUAUGGUUGCUUUUAACAAACUAGACCCCAAUCUAUUUACAAUCUUCUCGGGCGGAUUGUCGGUCAAUUCCGCGUACGAUCACAACACGCAGAUGUUGUACGUGACGCAGCUCAUCCACGGACUGCGUGUCGAUAGGGCCAUAAAUUUCGGCGCCGUCAUUGCUACCGCUGGUCAUGAGAUCUAUCAUUCCCUUUUGACAAAUCCUCCAGAAUUGGGAAUUAUUGACGAGCGGGUGAAGGCCAACCGAGAAUGCUAUAUCCAGCAUAUGCUGCGAGUCCAGGAUCAAUACAAAGGAGAAGAGAACGAUACCUACGUACACUCUGGGCCGAUAACAAUGCAAGAGGAUUUGCCCGACUAUGAAGGGCUACAAGCCGCUUAUCAACUUUUCGAAAAAACUGGAGGGCUAGACGAAAUCCCAUAUGCCGAUCUACCGAAAAUAACACGCGAUCAACUAUUCUUCUACACGCACGCUGCCAGCUAUUGUGAAGCUGCUCCGGGACGUAGCUCGGGGAGCAAUCCGCUCGAAACUCACUCGCUAGGUUACCUCCGGACAAAUGCCCCGCUAUCUCUGCUCAGCUCCUUCCAUAAGGCUUUCAAAUGCCCGGCAGAUAGUAGGAUGGGACAGCUUUAUGUUUGUCCGCUGAAUGCAACGGAACCCGGCGCUACUCCUCCAUUUUCGCCCGAUGUUGUGGCACAUAUAACCGCUAAACGAAAUUCGAGUGACGUUGAGAUAGCGUUGAAGGAUCUUUAUUUGGAGAUGAGAAAUGAUACAAACUUCUCCCGAGAGGUGUUGAUGCAAAUGAGGACUAUUGGAAAGUUUGUGUACGGUCUACGAUUACAUAUCGGGCUGAUGGAAUACCUCACCGAGGAAUUGAGCACCGAUGAAUUACGCGAACUCGCCAGUUAUGAGAUCCAGAUAGAAGAGAUGAUUCAGGUUAUACUUUGGCAGGUCGAGAAAUCCGCUGCAAUGUUGGACCCGAAAACCCUGAAAGCAAUGAUAUCGAGAGUACGGACGAUACAAACAUUCAUCUUGAAGAUUGAUGAUUUGCCAAAGUUUAAGAAGAGCUACGAACUUUUUGAGGAAGUCUACAGCCAGAUGAUCGAGAAGAACAUUGAUCCAAAAGACGCUAUCCUCCUCAUCAAAAAGCUAAUGGAAGCUUUUGUUGAACUCGACCACAACCUGUUCUUCAUUUUCACCUCCGGACUCCAGACAAAUUCGGCAUAUUUCCCAAAUCAGCAGCUGAUAUACACAACGUUAUUACUGGUUGGGCUUCGAUGUGAUAGGGCUAUAAAGUUUGGUUCCACAAUGGCCGUGGCUGGACAUGAAAUAUACCAUUCGAUUUUGACAAAAACUGAAGAUGCCAAAGAGGGAUUGGGAAUUGUGGACCAAGCUGUGCAAGCCAACCGAGAAUGUUAUAUUGGCCAUAUGAUAAGAGCACAGAAUGAAUAUAUGGCGGAUGAGAAUGACACCCAAUUAAAUUCUGGCAAUAAGACCGUUGCCGAAGAUCUCUCCGAUUAUGAAGGGCUACAAGCCGCAUAUGAACUUUUGGCAAAGGCUGGUGGUCUCAGCGCCAGGCUUUUUCUUAGGGCUGAUGAGCACUCGUUGGGCUACCUUCGAACCAAUGCUCCACUGUCGCUGAUGCGAUCCUUCCAUAAAGCAUUCAACUGCCCGGCGACUAGUCGUAUGGCAAAACUUUACCACGCUGCCCCUGCCGACAAGUGCAACCAGAUCGGGGAUGUCGGAACCCUAACAAAUGAAGAAAUUUUUAGGCACGAU